Messenger RNA from Hypomesus transpacificus, 2038 nucleotides. Its product is annotated as ninjurin-1-like. Gene Ontology annotation, biological process: tissue regeneration; cell adhesion. The transcript has 4 exons. Bases 167 to 592 code for a protein of 141 amino acids. The record is from RefSeq and is a predicted model, not a curated record. Gene Ontology annotation, cellular component: membrane. Lineage: Eukaryota; Metazoa; Chordata; Actinopteri; Osmeriformes; Osmeridae.
CACAUUCCUUCCUGAAACCCAAAUAGCGACACCUACAUCGCGCACAUAGCAUUCACUGUCACAAAUGCCCGUCAGCAAUUGUUAUAUGCAAUUAUACUUAGGCACUUGCUAUACUUCUCUCAACUUUACUAUGUCGAAAAACUAGCAAGACUGGGUAGCCAGCAACAUGGAAAUUAACGGGAAUGGAGAUGCCGUAGUGGUUGGAAGAGAGCCCCCCCCUACAGAUGAUAGGCGGGACAGGGCUGCUCACCUCAACAUGAACCACUAUGCCAACAAGAAGAGUGCAGCAGAAAGCUUGCUGGAUGUGGCUCUGCUCAUGGCGAAUGCUUCCCAGCUGAAGGCUGUUCUGGAGCAAGGCCCAGCCGUCUCCCUCUACACCCCCCUCAUCACCCUCAUCAGCAUCUCCCUCUGCCUGCAGGUCACUGUGGGGGUUCUGCUCAUCUUCAUCGUACGGUGGAACCUGAAUGAUGAAAGCAAACACUUCAGAUUAAACCUGAUGGAGAACCUGUCCACAUGCAUGGUCUUCAUCAUCAUGGUGGUCAAUGUAUUCAUCACAGCCUUCGGAGUUCAGAGACCGAACGAGAACGGCUAACCCACUUAGAGCUUGACAGCUGACUCUGGUAACCGUGGAAACGCUCAGAAGUCCUAUUUCUGAGACACAGCUUCUCUCACAGAAGAUGUUUGAACUGAUCUAUAUUAUUCUAUAAUGUAUUCUGAUUGCUCCUAUAAAAAACACCUCUCUACUACCCUGUACAGAGCAGAGAUAUUCUCCAAAUGGAAAGAAGAGACAAAGCUAGAAAUGUGUGGCUGACUGUAGCAUUGUCCUCAAGAAUAGAGAAUAGCAGGAAUCUACCUCAGAAGACCAUACACCAUCCACAGAGCCGUAGCUACAUAUAGGCUACCUGAAGUUCAUACCUCAGUAAAAAGAAAAACAUCUGUUCUACCGUUCUACUGUUUAUGAAGGAUUGUCCUCAACAGACUAGACUAGAGAGUUUAGUUACUUUGGCCUAUCUGGUCAUAUUUAGCACAUUUUUACAGUCAGUUCUCCCAAACAAGCCCCUAAGCAAAGAGAGGAGCACCCUCUAGUGUCGUCUUUUGGAAUUUAAUGUUUCCUUGUGUUCGGUUACAUACAUACCUCGUGCUAUGUUUAAUAAAAAGUGUUUAUUGUUAUGAAAGGAAUGUUACAAUCUCGUUGUUUCCUUAAUGUGUUUCAAAUGGUUUAAAAUGCAACUACAAAUGUUCUGGUACAGGUUAAUAAACCUCAUACUUAAUUUCAAAGGAGAGAACUAGUCUGGAUGAUAAAUUGGAGACCAAUUUAGUUUAUUUAUUGAUCAUCCAUGGUUUUCUGAGGACAGUGGAUUUGAGAUCAGUGCUGUGUUCAGGACUCACAUCCCAAAGCUAUCCCCACACCAUCACAAGGCACUCAAUGUUGUAAGUAAGCGAGAAGGUGAGGACAAUUACUCUGUGUACAACAUUCUAUAACUGUGUUCAACGUACAGAAACAGGCAGUAGUGCUGUCGUUCAUACUUGAGGGUGUUGAAACAUUCAUUUGAGGCAUCCAAAGUUACACAGCAGCUUGUUUUGAUGAAAAGUUCAUUUACCAGGCAUACAAGUAAAUGUUUAGCCUUUUCAAGUUACCUAAGAUUCAAUGAAUUUGAUUAAAUAGUGAUACUGACCUGAAAUGUGGUCUCCUAAUGCUCUUUUAUCAGUGGUGUUCAAAUUAGGCCCACGUUAAACUUUAUUAAGAGCAUAGAGACACUGUUUGUUAAAACAAUUAUGUCCAAUAAAUCAAGGUUCAAUUUGAAUCUUUACCGUUGACCAAAUAAGUAAAAUUAUAUUUACAAGUAUGUACAACCUUCAUAAAGUAGCACCUUAGAAUUCCCUCUACUAGUAAGAGUUUGGCAUAGCAAAGUAAUAUGUUUUGCAAAGGGACAUCUUCUCCAUAGUUUUCUUUUAAGCUUGUUUCUUAAAUUGGCUUAUAUUGUUCCGGCUCCAUCAUCGGCGUAUGAUAUGAGAACAUCACUUGCUCCCCUGCUCA